AUGACAGGUCUUUUCCAAAAUCGACGAAUGGGUCUCUCAACUUUUCUUAAUAUUGCUUCAUGGGCUUUGAUCGGUCUGGCUUAUCCACUCUACAAUGUUUUUUUGCCCUACUAUCUGCGUUCGCGUGGAGCUAUUGUAGGUGAUGGUUCUACUUAUACAACAUACCGCAACUAUGCCAUCACAAAUACGUGUACCAUAUUUGGCCCUGUGGUCGCGGGAGGUUUAGUGGAAAUUAGUUAUCUUGGUCGACGAUACACUAUGGUUAUUGGUGCUCUACUCACCAUGACAUUUCUUUUCGCGUACACGACGGUUCGUACUGCUGCUCAGAAUUUGGCCUUCGCCUGUAUGAUCAGUUUCUGUUUGAACAUCUAUUAUGGUACCCUAUAUGCCUAUACACCAGAAGUGCUCCCAUCAGAACAUCGAGGCACGGGUAAUGCUAUCACUGUGGCAUGUAACCGAAUCAUGGGCAUUGUCGCUGCAAUUGUGGGCAUGUAUGCCAAUUUGAAUUCGAAUGUACCCAUUUAUGUAUGUGCAGCUGCAUUCGGUGGCCUGGCAUUUAUUAGUUUCUUAUUUCCAUUUGAGCCACGUGGAAGAACGAGUGGCUAA
Messenger RNA from Rotaria sp. Silwood1, 606 nucleotides. NCBI's taxonomy places the organism in Eukaryota, Metazoa, Rotifera, Eurotatoria, Philodinida, Philodinidae. The record is from the annotation of a GenBank genome assembly.